Molecule: messenger RNA, 3139 nt
Organism: Styela clava
Lineage: Eukaryota; Metazoa; Chordata; Ascidiacea; Stolidobranchia; Styelidae
Product: transmembrane protein 135-like
Source: RefSeq, a predicted model, not a curated record
AACAAGUCGUGCGUGUCGGUUGACAAACUAAACGAGUGUGUAAAAGCUAGCCUACAUAGUAAGCUGUUAGCUGAGAUGGUACCCACGCGCAGUAUAGAUAUAGCCUACUGAGGAUACGGCAAAUACAUAAUAUUUCGACAAUAUAAAAAGAGUUAGAGUAGGGCAAAGAGGGAGGUUAUAUACAUAUUCCGCACAUUAGCAUGUUUACUCGAGAAAUUCGUUUGCCGCAGCGAUUAUUAUGCAGAUUGAAAUCAUAAAAGGGGAACCCGCGCUACAUGCAGUUAGAAUGAAAUAGCCUACAUUUGCGAACUUCCAAGUACCAAAUGCAUGUAUAUCAAUAAUCUCAUUGCUCAAAAAGCUACUGUCUCGGUUUUCAUUUUACGUGGUGAGCUGUGAGUGUGAACCAGCGUAUAAUGCAUUACGACCGUCAGUGAGUAUUAUUACAAAAUAUCUCUUUUGUAAUGAUGUAGAAAAUGAAAUUUACGUGCGCAAAAAUUCGCGGGGUUAACAACUUUUUAAAUUACAGUAUUAGUGACCAAUAUGCCGUUAUUUUGUGUGCAGAAAAAGCUGGUCUAGUGAAUAGCAUAAAUAUUUUAGAGAGCUUAGCGUCUGGAUUUAUCGGGCGAAACUUUUUUAGACACUCGAAGCUAUCUGAAUUCAUAUGGUUGCAAAUGUCCGUCAUCAGCAAAAUUGGAAGUGAUAAAAUACUUGGACCACUGGACUCUGUUCACUAUACAUGUUACGAAGUGGGUCAUACAUGGAAUAGUUCUUGUCUGUUAACCUAUCUUGACACGUUUCAUAAAGCCUUCGCAUAUUCUCUAAAGCUCUAUGCACCAUUCUAUGCGCUUAGUGCUUUGUGGAAAUUUCGAAAAAAGACAACAGACAAAAGAAAAUUGAUGAAAAAUGCUCUUUUAUCAACUUUGAGAUCAAGUUUUUUUCUAGCAAUGAAUGGAACCUACUUCAUAAUUGUAUUCUGCUGUUAUGGUAAGAUCGUUGGAAAGUAUCACGGCAUUGCCGGUUUUAUCGUUGGAGCAGUGGCAUCAUUUUUAAGCAUAAUUUUAGAAAGAAGCUCGAGGAGAGGAAUGCUUUCAAUUUACUCGUUGAAUCUCGCCCUUGAAACUUUGUUCAAAAUGUCUGUAUCAAGAGGGUUUGUUUCUCGUAUUAAUGGGGGUGAAGUUUAUCUAUUCGCGUUCACAAAUCUUGUAUACAUGCGCCUAUUCAGAUCAUCGAAUUUACCACCUGUCAUUCAAUCUGUUGUUGAAAAGAUAAUGGGCAAGGAAGAAACCAUGACUAUUUUACCAGGAGAGAGGAGGUUGUCAUCUGAUACUUUAGUUGACAAUACCAAGCUUUCACAAUCUUUCCUUCGUGCCAAAAAGCUGCACGAUUUUGUCUUGAAGAACCUUAAUAGGCUUGGUCCUAAUACGCCCUGCUGUAAACACAACAGCAGUUGUUCCGUGUAUGUAAUUAAAGGGACAUUAAAGUAUUUUUCUCUUGGCUGUGCGUUUCAUGUACUUCUUAAGUACCGGACAAUACUACAAUCAAUACUUACCAGAAACACAUCACUAUUAAAAAAAGCAUUUUCUGAUCUUUCUUUAGCUAAAUUUUUUUGUGCGUAUGUGGCCCUUUUCAGAGUAGUUAAUUGUUCUCUUAGAUGGAUGACAUCCAGUGAUAAUCCUAAACUUUUCGGAAGUAUUGCAGGCCUUAUAUCCGGAUUCAGCUCUGUGUUUUAUCCCAGUACCGGCAUAGCAAUGUAUGUUUUUACCAAAUUACUUGAUAUAUUAUGUAUGAAAGCUGUCUCUGCAAACUGGUUCCCACGUAUCCCCCAUUUUGAUAUAGUGGUGUACAGCUUUAGCUUAGGAAUACUAUUCCAUGCUGCUGUAUUCGAGCCUCACAACAUUCGUCCUUCUUAUUGGAGUUUUUUAAAAGCGUUGAGCGGUUAUAAAUUUCCAUUAAUGUUCAGAAAAUUAUUAGAUAAAUUUGGUACUGAAGCUUCAAGAAUGUAUCCAGACUUUGUUCCGGAUUUAGACCCAAAAUAUGUGAAAACAGAAGAAGUCAAACGAGUUUUGGCGCAGUUUGGCAAAUGGCGAUGACAUUAUUCAGUUGUAUUUUGUGACUUAUAUUCUGAUUUAUGACGUUUGCUUUGUCCUGUUUUUUUCCCAAUCCGUAAUGGACACAAAAUUAUGAAUCCGAUAUUGUAAUCAAUUAAUUAUAUGAUAUUUUUGCAUUGUUAAUAUUUACGAAUUACAAAUACUAUGCAUUUGGGUUUAAUAAUUAUAAUAAAUCUCGUUUGUUUUUUGUAGUGAUUUAACUGAAUGUACUGAACUAUUACAAUAGAUGUUGAAAAUCAGCUUGUGGCAUUGCACCUAUUUCAUUGUAAUUACGAAUGAAAAUUCAAACCGUGUAUUCUGUUUGUGUUUCUGAUACCUCUCUAAACUAUGAAUUUCUAUUAACACUGGUUUGAAAAGUCAGUUGGGACUCUUGCCGCAUUUCGUCAUGAUCACAAAAAGAUACAAUAGGCUCAGCCCAGCGAUAUAUUUCCAAACUUACUAAAAUUUUACAUAAGUUAAUCUCUAAGCUCACUAAAAUAGUACAUUGGUUAGCACAAUUCUUCGCGUAUUGACAAUUAAUUUACCAAUGUUCUAGUAAAAGCGUACUGUUUAUUUACCAGUCCAGAAAGCAGUCAAUUCCUACGGAAUUUGGCCUGUUUGUGUUUGUCAUCUGACUGUGUAUUUUAACCUUUUUGACAUCACAGCCUCACACAAACAUGUAAAAACCGGAGCAUCACAAUCGUAAACCAACCGAAAUCUUUGGCCCAUAUAUAUAAUAAACUCCUAUUGGACACGAAAUGUACAUAUGGAUCGUUUUGGUAUCAUCAUUUUUCGUUCUCGCAUUUUUACUUCCCCAUUUUUGAUAAUGUCGAAAUAUUCAAUUUGAAAAUGAGAUUUCUAUAUGUACAACUUCGUACUAUUUGCUGUUAAUUAGAUGUUCAUGCAUGGCCACAUCUUUGUGCAAUUACUAAGUUGUAGACGGCACUGGGUGCUGAGUCUGCGCUGUACAAACAACCACAUUCUAGUGCUGAUAUGUUUCUUAACAUGGCAGACUUACCCAAAGUAAAUGAAUUCACCUUUGAGCAAGAAAC